This is a messenger RNA of Lasiosphaeria miniovina, 2427 nucleotides long. RefSeq lists its product as uncharacterized. Gene Ontology annotation, biological process: regulation of DNA-templated transcription. Lineage: Eukaryota; Fungi; Ascomycota; Sordariomycetes; Sordariales; Lasiosphaeriaceae. The record is from RefSeq and is a predicted model, not a curated record. Gene Ontology annotation, molecular function: transcription cis-regulatory region binding; zinc ion binding; DNA-binding transcription factor activity, RNA polymerase II-specific. The transcript is spliced from 4 exons. Gene Ontology annotation, cellular component: nucleus. The coding region runs from base 233 to 2173 and encodes 646 amino acids.
CUUCCAAAGAUUUGAGGUCCAAUUGCUUGCGUAUCCGAGAAGCUUCACCAGCGCUGCCUGCCUGCCUUCGUGCCUGCCGCGUCCUGCGGACCCGCCCGCGCUCUCAGGUCUCGUCCGCGAACAACCCUUUUGGCUCCACACGCAUCACCGACUUUUCACCGUCAGCACGCACUGUGAAUUUUUUUGAAUUUUUUUUAAGAAAAAAAAAAAGAAAAGCGACAAAAUAAAUGAAAUGAGAAAGCAACAGCGGAACGCGGCAGCACCGGCGGCCAUGCCGCUGCUCAAGACGUGCCAGGCGUGUUCCAAGGCCAAGAUCCGGUGCCACAGCAGCCAAGACUCGGGCAGCUGUCGUCGCUGUUUGCGCCUUAAUAAGACGUGCACCUUUGCGCAGGCCCAACGCCGCACCGCUGCCGUCCUGCGGGGCCGGAACGGUCAGCCUGACGGCAACGGCAGCGAGAACAGCACGCCGACGGGCAUGACGCUGACCAUGACCAUGAAUAUGGAGCCCGGCGACACUAGCGGCAUCUCCAGCCGGAGCGACGGAGUCCCCGCCUCUUUGGCCGCUAGCGCGACUAGCUUCCGAGAUGAACCUCAACCCGUCAGCCAGCCAGCCCUCACUCUCAGUAGCCAGCAUCAGUAUCUGGCUGGUGUGCAUGCCGCUGCCGGGCCGUACGAUGCCGUCGCUGUCGGCUUGCUCGACAUGGAUCAGGCAGAGCGGCUGGUCCACGUGUUCCGGUCGGCCAUGACCCCCCGCUUCCCCUUCGUGGUGCUGCACGACGCCGUCACGGUCGAGCAGCUGCGUGGCGAGCGCCCGUGUCUGUGUCUGGCUGUGCUCACCGUCUCGGCAUUUCACGACUUUGUCCUGCAGCGGCAGCUCAGCGCCCUCUUCAGCCAGGCAGUUGCCGCCCGGCUGGUGGCGUUCGAGCUUGCCUCGCUGGAUGUCCUGCAGGGACUUUUGGUCCAUCUCGCCUGGGCCCACUACCAACCUCGCCUGCGCAGCUACAGCCAACACCUGCAUCUCGCCACGAGCAUCGUGUCGGACCUGCGGCUUGACCGCCCCCCAAAACCGUACCUGUGGCGAAAGGUCGAGGCGGAUAACCGCGACGAAGGUGUGAGUGCCGGCGCCGAGUGGGGGUCGGACGAGCAGCGAGCCCUCAUUGGCACGUAUUAUCUUGCCUCAAGCUCGUCCAUCGUGCUGCUCAAGAUGCGCCACUUUCCCUACUCGCCCUUCAUCCUCGACAGUUGCGAGAAGCUCGAGGCGCGAGGCGAGUUCCCCGGCGACAAGUACCUCAAACACAUUGUCCAGAUCCAGAGCCUCUCGGAGCAGGUCGACGACCUUGUCGGCCCAAAGGCGGCCGGGCCCUUUGUGCACGAGACCAUGGCAAAGCUCGUCGCCAUCCGCCAGCAGCUUGACGUAAUCAAGCUAGAUCUGCACUUUGCCCUCAGCGAGUGUCCACUACUACUCCUCCAGCUGGGCACGAUCGAGCUGUCCAUCAGCCAGCACUCCCUCCCGGGAUCUCCAUUUGCGCCGAGCGGGGGCAUUGCACCGCAGCAGCCGGGCGGCAGCUUCAUGGAGAUUGUUAACGUGUUCUCCGACUGCGUGCUGGCGGCCAAGUCGCUAAUCAACAUCCUGAUCGUCAUGCCGCCGCGGCAGGAGACGGUGCUGACCAACAUCGAGUGGAUCUCGCUCAGCUGGGCCCUUUCCUUCUCUGUGCGGCUGGACCUCAUGGCCGCGACCCCCCGCGUCACCUGCUUCACCAAACCUCUGCGGCGCACCCUCGACAUCCGCCACGCCCUCCGCCAGGUCGUGCUGCGCAUCAAGUCCAUGGUCUCGCCCGACCGCGACAGCGCCGGCGACCGAGACGCCUUCUACCGCUUUUGGCGGCGUGUCGACCUUAUCGAGGCCUGGUAUCUGCGCCAGGCGGCCGAGCUGACCCCGCUGGCGCUCAGCGAUGCCAACGCCACCCCUUCCGCCGGCGGCGACGCCGCGGCCCAGGACAUGGGCGGGUAUUCGAUGGCCAUGGAUUCGGGGGCCGAGUUCCGUGAUGUGGGUGUUGACGCUGCGGACGGCGGGCCGUACGCGCCCGACGACUUCUCCAUGAUGGACUUGUACUCUGAGGGCAUGGCGCUGGGCGGGGAGAUAUGGCCGCCCAUACCGCUUGACAACAUUUGAGUGUCUUGUGGCUCGAGGAGUGGCGGGCUGUGCAGAGUUUAAAUCAAGUGGGUCCGGAUGGGCUGCGCCCCUAAUCAGGCGGACACGGACAAGGGCACAGACACGGACACGGACGUCGUGGCGGGCGAGCUCGGCGGGCUGUCUACGCUGGCGGCGGCGGCGCAGGCUGAAGCGCAGUUCGCGGGCGUCUAUUCCUCCUCCUCCUCCUCCUCCUCCCCUGGGAGUGGAAGUGGGAGCGACGUGGCCGAGUUCGC